AAGUAUCCUGGUUCGCCGACCGUGUCAUUUCACACUCCGGACGCUGAAGCUCCUUUGACGUCGGCUACGUCCGUGCAAAGUCAGACUUUGAGGAGCUAUACGAGAGCAUCUCUCGGUCGACUAUCUAACCACUUUUCUAACGAUCCGGACAAACCCAAGAAAAAGUCAAAAAGAGGACUGAGAUACACCGAUGUGCAGUUGACGCGAUCGCUAAUGGUGGUCACAUGGGUGUUCAUCGUGCUUAACAUGCCCAACUACAUCUACAGAAUGGCGACCAACAUCUUAGGUCUGGAUAAU
Molecule: messenger RNA, 297 nt
Organism: Ostertagia ostertagi
Lineage: Eukaryota; Metazoa; Nematoda; Chromadorea; Rhabditida; Trichostrongylidae
Source: the annotation of a GenBank genome assembly